Molecule: messenger RNA, 951 nt
Organism: Merops nubicus (carmine bee-eater)
Lineage: Eukaryota; Metazoa; Chordata; Aves; Coraciiformes; Meropidae
Product: urotensin-2 receptor-like
Exons: 2
Biological process (GO): blood vessel diameter maintenance; neuropeptide signaling pathway; regulation of blood pressure
Cellular component (GO): membrane
Molecular function (GO): urotensin II receptor activity
Source: RefSeq, a predicted model, not a curated record
GUCUACACGCUGGUGGUGAUGUGCCACUCGGCGCGCUGCGCCGCCCCCAUGUACAGCUCCAUCGUCAGCCUGGCCCUGGCCGACCUGCUCUACCUCUCCACCAUACCCUUCAUCGUCUGCACCUACCUGGCCCAAGACUGGUACUUCGGGGACCUGGGGUGCCGCAUCCUGCUCAGCCUGGACCUGCUCACCAUGCACGCCAGCAUCUUCACCCUCACCCUCAUGUGCACCGAGCGCUACUUGGCCGUCACCCGGCCCCUGGACACCCUGAAGCGGUCGCAAGGCUACCGGAAGGUGAAGGCGGGGGGCGUCUGGUCGGUCUCGCUGCUCCUGACCCUGCCCAUGAUGCUGAUGGUCACCCUGACUGAGGGGAGCAAGGCGGAGGGCAAGGUGAAGAGGAUCUGCGCGCCCACCUGGAGCGUGGACGCCUACCGGACCUACCUGACGGUGCUCUUCAGCACCAGCAUCAUGGCCCCGGGCAUCAUCAUCGGCUUCCUCUACACGCGCCUGGCUAGGACCUACCUGGAGUCCCAGAGGAACCCCCCCCACAAGGAGAAGAGCAAGAGGUCCCCCCGGCAGAAGGUCCUCAUCAUGAUUUUCAGCAUCGUGCUGGUCUUCUGGGCCUGCUUCCUGCCGUUUUGGAUCUGGCAGCUGGUGCGACUCUACAGCAGCUCCCUACAGCUCACCACCCAAACCCAAAAGUGCAUUAACUACCUGGUGACCUGCCUGACCUACAGCAACAGCUGCAUCAACCCCUUCCUCUACACCCUGCUCACCAAAAACUACCGGGAGUACCUGCGCAACAGGCACCGCAACUUCUACAGGUUCACGUCCUCCUUCCGCAAGAGGGGCUCCAACCUGCAGUGCUCCUGGGGACGGUCCAUGUCCUCCAGUAACCAGUAUGACUACAGCUCUGAGGCCGUGGGCAUGGCCACGCUGAAGGACAAGUGA